Molecule: messenger RNA, 966 nt
Organism: Rattus rattus (black rat)
Lineage: Eukaryota; Metazoa; Chordata; Mammalia; Rodentia; Muridae
Product: olfactory receptor 7G2-like
Exons: 1
Coding region: 1-966 (321 amino acids)
Biological process (GO): G protein-coupled receptor signaling pathway
Cellular component (GO): membrane
Molecular function (GO): olfactory receptor activity; G protein-coupled receptor activity
Source: RefSeq, a predicted model, not a curated record
AUGUUUUCCACCAGAUUUACCAUGAAUAUGAAAUCUCUAAACCAAACAGUUGUGUCAGACUUCAUUCUCCUGGGAUUCACAGAUGAUACCAAACUGCAACUUAUCAUCUUCAGUUUAUUUCUUUCCAUGUACCUUGUAACAAUCCUAGGAAACCUGCUGAUAAUUCUGGCCACCAGCUCUGACUCCCAUCUCCACACCCCCAUGUACUUCUUUCUUUCUGGUCUUUCUUUUAAUGAUAUCUUUUUAGUCACAUGCACAAUUCCAAAGAUGCUUGUGAAUAUACAAACAGAAAACCAGACCAUCACUUAUGGAGGAUGUCUGACUCAGGUCUGCUUUGUCUUGAUGUCAGUGAGCAUGGAAAAUUGUCUUCUUGCAGCAAUGGCCUAUGACCGCUAUGUUGCUAUUUGCCAUCCACUUAGGUAUAGGAUCAUAAUGAACCCCUGUUUUUGUAUUCUAAUGGUAGCAUUUUCUAUAAUGGGGAGCAUGGCAAAUGCCCUAGUGAACGGUCUAAUGGUAUUACAUCUCUCCUUCUGCACUGAGCUCAUAAUUCCGCAUUUCUUCUGUGAACUUACACAGAUUACUAAACUUGCCUGUUCCAACACUCUUAUCGACAACAUACUCAUAUAUAUUUCCUCUUGCAUAUUUGGUGGUGUUCCUCUCUCUGGCAUCAUUUUGUCUUAUAGUCAAAUUGCAACCACUGUCUUGAGAAUGUCAUCAUCAGAAGGAAGAUAUAAAGCAUUUUCCACCUGUGGGUCUCACCUGUCAGUUGUUUUUUUAUUUUAUGGAACUGGUUUUGGGGUCUACAUUAGCUCAACAAUUACAGAAUCAUCCAGGAAGAAUGCUGUGACUUCCGUGCUGUACUCAGUAGUUCCUCAAAUGCUAAAUCCCUUUAUCUAUAGUCUGAGGAACAGAGACAUGAAAGAAGGCUUGAGAAAACUCUUCAGUAGGAUAUUAUUUCCUCUAUGA